UGGUAUGUUUCAACAAUGACAGCUGAAAAGCUGGUCAUUCUGGUUCUCAGGUGCUCUAUUACACCCAGAGAAAUACUGCCCCACCUAAUUCUGUUUCUGCCUGCAUUCCUGACCACCACAAUGCCGAUACAUUUACAUUACCUGCGUUCUACAGUUUUCAGCAGGCUAAACUAAUUGUACUCCAGCAAAGGGGAGAAUUAUUUCACCACCUUCAUAAUUAUUAUUACCCAGCUGAAAAGGAUUUCAUAUCAACAACGAAUUGUAUAAAAAUGCUUGUAUCCAAAAGACUGAUUCUCUUUUUGAUGAUGGCUAGCUUCCAGUGGACCAGAAAUAAUUGUCUUGGUGUAAAUCAUUCCACACUUUCUAUACACAGCUUAAAUAGCACCACUAUGAAUUCAUCCACAUUUAUUGCAACUUCUGGCAUAACUCCAUCUAUAACUCUUACAUCACCAACAGCCACUACUGAGAAUAUAACAAAAAAUACAGGGAUGCAAAAUAACACUCAAAGUAAUGGCAUAAAUUCAACAUCUAUGCAUAAACUGAAUUUUACGAAAGGUGUCAAUCACUCUUCUGUAAGUAUCAAUAGAACACCACCUCCAUCAGAUGUGCCCACAACCAGCAAUUAUUUGUCAACAAUACUCCCUAAAAGUGUUGAAGCCACAACUCAUGCGACAUCAACAGAAACCAGAUCAAACACCACAGCAUCCUAUAAUGGCAAUUUUACCUCCAUGGUGUCCUCUAACAAAACUCUUGUGCAUUACAUAACAGUUCAUCCCACUAACAAUCCUCUGAAUACUUCAUCUACACUGCUGACAACUAAGAGUACCAGCACUACAACAGACCUAUGGUUAACUGCACAAACUACAAGGUGGCAAUCCAAUUUUACUGAUAGUUCUGCAGAAGCAAGAGAACACCAAAAAGAAAAUCACACUCAUGGAGCAGUUGUAUUUGGUGCAAUUGUAGGAGGAAUGCUAGGAUCAGCAUUAAUUGGCCUAGCUGGGUACUUUAUGUGUGCAAAGAGGAAAUCUGAAUCAUUUGGACACCAGAGACUUUAUGAUGAUACAAGGAAUGAUCCAGUUCUGCGACUGGACAGUACACCUGAACCCUUUGAUGCAACUCUUGGAGAUUUGUCAUACUACAAUCCUACAACAGCGAAUGAGACAGCAGCCCAGAACAGCAAAGAAACAUCAUACGAUACAAUACCUAUGGAUGAUCUGACAUCACCACAUCCAAGAGCUUAGUACAGGCAGUGUCCGAGUUACAAAUGACUCCUAGUUAAGAACAUGGGUGAGACAACAGGAAGUGAGAGAAAUCUACUCCAUAGGAAGGGAAUUUCACUCCUGAAAGAGUUAUCAUGGGGAAAAGGUGUCUCAACUGAAGCUUUAUCACAAAUCCUUAUUUCCACAACAAGCCACGUUUUUCAAAAUCCAAUUAUUACAGGGACAAAAAGUGAGGUGAAAUAUUCUGAACAGACAGCAAAAUAAACACCACAGGGGUUUUAACACUUCCUUAUACUAUUCAAAGGUAGAUAGACAGAUAGACAGACAAACAGAUAUGCUGGAGUUACUUUUACAAAUGUACCUGUUCCAACUUACAUACAAAUUCAACUUAAGAACAAACCUGUCUGUGUUGUGAAAACUGUUUUAAUUUAAACUGAUAUCAAUGGAUUUGUUUGUUUUGAUAUGUGCCCAAGAUUGGUUUGUAACAGUUUGUAACACCAAUCCGAUGCCUGUUGAUAUGCAUGGUUUUGGAUAAUGUGUGAGUGAGAAGGGUUGUUGUUUAUGAUUACAACUUAUUAUACAUUUUUGGUAAACGAUUACAAGCUGGUUCACAAAUACAUGUUUAUUAAUUGAGUACACAACACCAUAACAACCCUUGGACUAACUUUAUGAAAAAAUGUUUCAUUUGAAGCAAAAUAAUACAAAAUCUCUUUCAAUGUUUCUAUGCUUCACCAUUGGUCAGAUUUGCUAAGGCUGAGGGAAGCUACAGUGUUAAAAGGGCACAGAUGCCCAUUUCUGCUUUUAAAAGUCAAUAUUGCUUAUUAACCAUACUAGCAAAUUCAACCUCUAUGUUUACAGAUUGUGUACUCGCAUAACCAGAUGCUGGACAUCUGUGUUUGCUUAGUUCCAGAAAUAUCUGAAUGAUUACUUCUGUAAACAGAAUACAAGUGUGAUAACCUUUGGCUGAUUUAAUAAAGCUAUGAAAAAGAGUAAUGAAUGAAAGAGA
This is a messenger RNA of Anolis carolinensis (green anole), 2226 nucleotides long. It is a transcript of the gene muc15, whose product is annotated as mucin 15, cell surface associated. The transcript is spliced from 4 exons. The coding region runs from base 270 to 1241 and encodes 323 amino acids. The record is from RefSeq and is a predicted model, not a curated record. Lineage: Eukaryota; Metazoa; Chordata; Lepidosauria; Squamata; Anolidae.